AUGUCUCUCGCACCUCUGCCUUUGCCUUGGCUUGGACACUCAACCUGUGAAGAGAAAGUCUUUGUUUUCAGAGAGCUGCCAGGUUUGGCCAAGAACUAUGUUAUGCGGAUGCUGCUUUUAGAACAGCCUCUUCCUCAGGCCGCUGUGGCAUCAUGGGUAAAGAAGGAAUACACUAAGGAACAGGAAGAGAGCUCAGAUAUCUUGCUGGGUCUGCGGCUGUGGCACAAGCAGUUGCUUCCAGGGGGUCUCCAAGGAAUCGUCUUGAACCCUAUAUUCAAGGAAAACUUGCGCAUUGCCCUGAUGGGAGGUGGUAAGCCGUGGUCUGAUGACACUAGCCAAUUAGGACCAGACAAGCAUGCCCGGGAUGUUCCAUCUCUAGACAAAUAUGCUGAGGAAAGGUGGGAGGUGAGCUUUGUGUGGAUCUUUCUCCCAUUGCCCAUCCUUCUUUCCUUUCAGAGGAAAUCCAGACGUUACUACCCAACUCGCCUAGCAAUCAACCUUUCCUCUGGCAUUUCGGGCACUACCACAAAUACUCGUAACCAGGGCUUUAUCGUUGUGGAGACAAACUACAGGAUCUAUGCAUAUACAGAUUCUGAGCUGCAGAUUGCACUCAUUGCCCUCUUCUCUGAGAUGCUGUAUCGCUUUCCAAAUUUAGUGGUGGCUCAAGUCACCCGGGAGAGUGUGCAACAGGCCAUUGCCAAUGGCAUUACAGCAGAUCAGAUCAUUCACUUCCUGCGUACUAGAGCUCACCCUGUGAUGCUGAAACAGGUAAGAAAAUGAUUGCCGUGGUCAAGU
This is a messenger RNA of Anolis sagrei ordinatus, 795 nucleotides long. Lineage: Eukaryota; Metazoa; Chordata; Lepidosauria; Squamata; Anolidae. The record is from RefSeq and is a predicted model, not a curated record.